AUGGGAACGGAAGCGAAGCCCACGGCAAAAUUGGAGGUGAAGAUCAACCAGCGCCAGCAGCUACUAGACAGCAUUCGAGGCAAGACAGUCACGAUCCCGAAUCUGAGGCCGAUUUUUGAGAAGUAUACUGGGGCUAUCAAUCCCAAUUACCAGGCAAUGAUACCAGUAGUGGAUAGUCAUCUUGAGAGUCUGGUCCCAAACGAGAAGAGAUUAGCGAAAUUGAAGACCGCGGAUUUCGCUCUAUUUGCUUCGAAUUGGUGGCCGACCGCGGAAUUCAGAGAACUUCGAAUCGUGGCUUUCUUAGCAAUAUGGCUUUUCCUCUGGGAUGAUGCACUUGAUGAGCCAACUGGAGAAUACGCCGACAAUUUCGAAGCUGCGCAGCUUUACCGGUCUGAGACCGAGCAGUUCUUAGCCGAUUGUCUGGGUCUCAGCACCUCAAAGGAGCUCUCCACUGUUGUGACUUACCCUGCGAUCGAUAGUCUGAAGGGCUUUGGGGUGUACGUAAAGCACAUGCUGCUUGGAUACCUCCUCGAAGCGAGUUCAGAAGCAAAAAGAACAGUGGAGACCAGUGGUUUCUUCGGCAGCGUGAAAAUCCUGGGGAAGCAAGUGAAGAAAGUAGUUUUCUGGACUUUGGGUAUAAAGACCAUAAAAAAUAUGUUUCCACCGCGUUCUUCUCAUCCGAUCAUUGAGAGCUUCAGAGUCAUUGGCGAUGAACUCAAGCUCGCUUACACUAUUGAACAACGACAAAAUUUCUUUGAAGACAUGAAAUUCUACAUCGCGACCACAGAAACGGAACAGCGUUACAAGCUUGACGGUAAGAUUCCGACACUGGAGGAGUACUGGGAGGCCAGGAUGGGCACGAGUGCUGUUGCAGCCUGCUUGGCCAUGAUAGAACUGGUGCAUCAUAUCAAGGGGCCAUAUCGAUCGACGAACCAUCCAACAUUGAAGAAGCUGUCUGAUGAGUCGAACAUCAUUGUUGUAAUUGCAAACGACAUGCUAUCGUUGAAGAAAGAAAUAGUCCAAAAACAAAUAGAUAGUCUGAUUCCGCUGUCCGUCCCUGUUUAUGGCGGCGUCCAAGAAGCGAUUGACCAAGCCCACGUCGAUCUCCUAGCGGCAGUUGCUCGGUUCGAUGCGGAAGCAGAGAAGAUCUUGUCUGAGCCAAAUACCACUGGCAUGUCAGACAGCGAGCUUCGAUUGUUCGUUGAAGGCUGCAGGAAAUGCUGGGUGGGCAAUUUCAACUGGAGCCUAUGCACUGGCCGAUAUGGACUAGGCGCCAUCGACCAGAAGAACGGGAGCUUUUCGCUCUCCCUUUGA
Cadophora gregata is the source of this 1314-nucleotide messenger RNA. RefSeq lists its product as uncharacterized. Bases 1 to 1314 code for a protein of 437 amino acids. The record is from RefSeq and is a predicted model, not a curated record. Lineage: Eukaryota; Fungi; Ascomycota; Leotiomycetes; Helotiales; Ploettnerulaceae. The transcript is spliced from 7 exons.